Benincasa hispida (wax gourd) is the source of this 1065-nucleotide messenger RNA. Its product is annotated as senescence-specific cysteine protease SAG39. Gene Ontology annotation, molecular function: cysteine-type peptidase activity. The record is from RefSeq and is a predicted model, not a curated record. Gene Ontology annotation, biological process: proteolysis. Lineage: Eukaryota; Viridiplantae; Streptophyta; Magnoliopsida; Cucurbitales; Cucurbitaceae.
AUGGAAGCAUAUAGAAUGAUUUGGAAUGUGGGUUUGAUGUCUCUAAUUCUCUGGGUUAUCUGGACACCCACAAUGGUAUUUAUGGCAAUGGACUACCCCCCAGGAUCUAGUUCUGGUGACUUACAAGGCAGGUACCAGAAAUGGAUGAGUAAAUACGGUCGACAAUACAAGAGCAGAGAAGAGUGGGAGCGGAGAUUCACAAUUUAUCAGUUGAAUGUUCAGUACAUUGACAACUUCAAUUCUCUGGAUCAUUCAUAUACUCUAGCUGAAAAUAACUUUGCAGAUCUCACAAAUGAUGAGUUUAAGGAGACUUACUUGGGGUACAAAACUGAUUGGCUUCCUGAUACAUGCUUUAGAUAUGGAAAUAUGGUAGAUUUGCCUACUAAUGUUAACUGGAGAAAGGAAGGUGCAGUUACUCCAAUAAAGAAUCAAGGCCAAUGUGGGAGCUGCUGGGCAUUCUCUGCAGUAGCAGCAGUGGAAGGCAUCAACAAAAUAAAAACAGGAAAAUUGAUGUCUCUAUCAGAACAAGAGCUUGUGGACUGCGAUGUGGCCUCGGGGAACCAGGGAUGCAAUGGUGGUUUCAUGGACAAAGCAUUUCAAUUCAUCAAGAAAACUGGACUCACUACAGAAACAGAAUAUCCAUACAGGGGAAUUGAAUCUACAUGCAAUAAACAAAAAGUGAGAAACCACACCGUGGAAAUAAGUGGAUAUGAAAAAGUGCCUGCCAAUGAUGAGAAAAGCUUAAAAGCAGCCGUUGCUAACCAGCCAGUCUCUGUAGCAAUUGAUGCAGGGGGAUAUGAUUUUCAGUUCUAUUCUGGUGGAGUCUUCUCAGGCAAUUGUGGAAAACAACUCAAUCAUGGAGUGGCAAUAGUUGGGUAUGGGCAAGCUAGCAACAAAUCUUAUUGGCUUGUCAAGAAUUCAUGGGGCACUGACUGGGGUGAAUCUGGUUACAUAAGAAUGAAACGUGAUUCAACUGACAAGCGAGGUACUUGUGGCAUAGCUAUGAUGGCUAGCUACCCCAUCAAAGACUGAACAUAUUUCCUGGUGUUAAUUGAUCUUGUCUAC